Messenger RNA from Penaeus chinensis, 912 nucleotides. RefSeq lists its product as uncharacterized. Bases 1 to 912 code for a protein of 303 amino acids. The record is from RefSeq and is a predicted model, not a curated record. NCBI's taxonomy places the organism in Eukaryota, Metazoa, Arthropoda, Malacostraca, Decapoda, Penaeidae. The transcript has a single exon.
AUGCCUAGGACAAAGUGGUGGAAACUGGCAGAUAGAAAUGCCCAAAACGAGUUUGCUAGCGCAGCAAGGGUUAGGCUCACCUUGAGAGAGAGUGAAGGAAGUCAGAACUGGGAGACUGUGACAGAGGACUUAAGGCAGUUGGGAGUGGAACUCUUGGGGAGAACAUCAGGAAAAAGCAAGACGGACAAGGAAACAUGGUGGUGGAAUGAGGAGGUACAACAACACAUCAAGAUAAAGAAAGAAACCCAAAAGAUCUUAGACCAGGAGAACAACGUAGGAAAUAGAGAGGCCUACAAGAUUGCCAAGAAAGCAGCCAAGAGGUAUGUAGCGAGAGCAAAAGCAAAGGCCUAUCAAAGAUUAUAUGACGACAUGGAAACCUUAGAUGGACAAAAUUGUGCACUGAGGAUUGCUAUGCAGAGGGACAAGAAUUCAAAGGACAUAUACCAGACAAAGCUAAUCAAGGACGAAGAAGGCAACGUCCUGGUAGAGGAUGCAAUGAUUCUUAAUAGAUGGCGAGACUACUUUAGCAAGCUUCUGAAUGAGGAAAAUCAAAGAAUGAAAAGGCAGGAGCCCCAGCGAAGCGUAGAAGAAAUACCGGAGAUCGCGUUAGAAGAGGUGGAGAAUGCUCGGAAAAAGAUGAAAAAUGGCAAAGCAGUUGGCCCAGACAAUAUACCAGUAGAGGUUUGGAAGUGUCUAGGAAAAACUGAAGUGGAGUAUCUAACGCAUGGAUUUAACAACAUCAUGAACAUAGAGAGGAUACCAGAGCAAUGGCGGAGAAGCACAAACAUACCAAUAUUCAAGAAUAAGGGGGGUAUCUUGGCCUGUGGAAACUUCAGAGGCAUCAAGCUUAUGUGUCCAAACAUGAAGAAAUAUGAAAGGAUACAUGAUAAGCGCCUAAGGGGUAUUGUGUAG